UUUUCCAAGUUACCGUAGGGGGCAUUACUUGAGGAAGAGCCCAACCCUAAUACACCAUUGGUGGGGAGCUUCCACUUUCUCUUGCCCUGCAGCCGAAGAGAGAGAGGGGAAAAUGGAGGCGACGGAGAUGGAUGUGGAAGAAGCAGAGGCAAGUCUGAAUACAAACUCGUUGAAGCGAUUUGGACUCAAAAACAGUAUUCAAACCAACUUCGGAGACGACUACGUCUUCCAAAUCGUCCCCAAGGAUGAUUGGACUUUAAUGGCGGUGUCUCUGUCGACCAACGCCGUAAAACUCUACUCACCGAUUACAGGUCAGUACUUUGGAGAGUGUAAAGGCCAUUCUUCGACUAUCAACCAAAUCUCCUUCUCUGGAUCCACAUCCCCUCACCUCCUCCACUCUUCCUCUUCUGAUGCUUCCAUCAGAGCUUGGGACACCAGAUCAUUCCAGCAGGUGUCUUGUCUAAGUGCUGGUCCUUCCCAAGAGAUUUUCAGUUUUUCAUUUGGAGGAUCGGGUGAUAAUCUUCUCGCUGCUGGAAGUAAGUCUCAGAUAUUCUUUUGGGAUUGGAGAAACAAGAAGCAGAUUGCAUGCUUAGAGGAAUCUCAUAUGGAUGAUGUUACUCAGGUUCACUUUGUCCCUGACCAUCAAAACAAGCUUGUAUCAGCUUCUGUAGAUGGCUUAAUGUGUAUCUUUGAUACUGGUGGUAAUAUCAACGAUGAUGAUCAUCUGGAGUCAGUGAUUAAUGUGGGAACUUCAAUUGGAAAAGUGGGGUUUUUUGGACAGGCUAGCCGAAAGCUCUUUUGUUUGACACACAUUGAAACCUUAAGCAUUUGGGAUUGGAAAGAUGCAAGAAUUGAAGUCAACUUUGAGGAUGCUCGUUCCUUGGCUUCUGACUGCUGGACCUUAGAUCAUGUUGAUUAUUUUGUUGAUUGCAACUAUUCAGGUGAAGAUAAUUUAUGGGUAAUUGGUGGGACAAGUGCUGGCACCUUGGGCUACUUCCCUGUGAAUUGUAGAGGAAAAGGAGCAAUUGGGUCUCCAGAAGCUAUUCUCCAUGGUGGUCACACGGGUAUUGUUAGAAGUGUGUUGCCAAUGUCAGGUGUGCCGGGUUGGCCAACCCAUAGCCGAGGCAUCUUUGGAUGGACAGGCGGUGAGGAUGGCCAGUUAUGUUGUUGGUCCUCUGAUGAAACAUCUGAUGUUAAUCGUUCUUGGAUUUCAAGUGAACUAGUCAUGAAGUCACCGAAUUCCUGCAGGAAUAGCAGGCAUCAUCCCUACUAGUAACGUUGAUCGAAUCAUGUUGUAUUUCUGUUUUUAACGAUUUUUUUGGCCAUUUAUUUUUUGCCCCUUUCACAUCUGUACAUUUUUUUUUUCAAAAUCCAAAAGAAAAAAAGAAAAAAAGAAAAAAAGAAAAAGAAAAAAAGGAGCAUUGGCACAGGGUUUGUCUGGUAUCUGUAUUGUAUUACAAGUAAUGAAAAAUAAUAAAAGUUUUGCUGCGGGGACGUUGUAGAUUAA
Messenger RNA from Camellia sinensis, 1507 nucleotides. Its product is annotated as Transducin/WD40 repeat-like superfamily protein. Gene Ontology annotation, molecular function: protein binding. The record is from RefSeq and is a predicted model, not a curated record. Lineage: Eukaryota; Viridiplantae; Streptophyta; Magnoliopsida; Ericales; Theaceae.